UCAAUUCCAUUAUCUCAUACAUAGAAGGGUUAAACAUGGAGGUACAAGGUUCUACCUUUAGUCUUUAAAUACGAAAGUUUUAAGUUUGAAUAUUUUAAGUAGUAUCUUUAAUUUGGUUGGAGUUUUGAACAUGAAGGUCCCAAAUCUUUUGAAGAAGUUAGCGAGAUGUCGCAUCUCUUGGCCUUUUUUUUCAUUUGAAAUGCUGAAGUCCUUUUCAUAUAUAAACCCUAGCUAGCCUGAUAUACUGGCGAAUAAUAUGGGCCAACUAACCUGGAUACUUUGGAAUGACAUAUUAUUUCAAAUCCAAAUCAGAAGGCAAGGCAAACAGCCUUAUUAAUCACAUAACAAUUCUCCAGCAUCCAUUUGGCAGGAAAAUGUUUGGUGAAUUUAAUUUGGUCCUCCUGUGGUUUGAUUCCGGUACAGGAAGGAUGCAUAUUCUGUUUGAUGGCCGUACUGAAACAGCCACCACUGUCCAUUAAUUCGUAGGGGAAAAGGUCGUAACUCGUAACUAACUAACUAACUACAAUGCUUGUUUAUGCCCAACUGCUGCUGUCUUUCUCUGCAGCGCUGCUGGCUCAUCACCACCACCGGCCUUCUCAGCAUUUUCUUCUUCUGUUUCUUUAUUUCUUUCUUUCUGACUUGGGCCUGGUCAUCACUUCCGUAAACACGAGAACGGAUCACCGUACGCAUCCCAUUUGGAGUUUGUUUUCACCCUUUUGUUUUCUUGUAUUUGAGUUUUCAAUACCCAACUGGCCAACUAGCUAGGAUCGAUAUUAGUUGAUGGGACUGGAAGAACUGGCCUUCCAGCUUCCUAGCUAGAUAACUGAAAAACUCACGACAGUUAAUCCUAUAUUCAACUCAUUAUGUCCCAUUUGAAUGGCUAGUAAUUUUUGAUUUUUGAAUGGUGUGAAUGAGAAUGAAAGGAGGAAAGAGUCAAAUAUGCUUUUGAAGUACCAUAUUAGUGAGAUGUGGGAAGGUGCGUUCUCUAAUUUGGCCGAUUUGUAAAUAUAAUGAUAAUCAGUUAGAUUGGUUGGUAUAACCAAACCGAGUUGAAUCGAAUCGAACCAAUGUGGCGGUUGGAAUGAACCAACCUAUCCAUCUGGGCUAAACCGUUGCAAUGGUUCGGAAAUUUUAAAAACGGAUCAAUAUAAUGGUUGGGGUGUAAUCACCUCACCCAAAGAGUCACCUUCAUAGUACGCACUCCUUUAUUUUCUACAAAUAGCAUCAAACCCUUUGGUUUUAGAUAAGAAAAUAUAACAUUUUUCUUACGAAACUUUGCCAAAAUAUUGUGUUUUUCUACAUUCUUUUUAAAAGAAAAUUCGAGUAAGUGUGGUUCUCGUCGAUUCGUUGCGUUCAUUGGUUUUUAGGGUUUGAGGUCUGCUACGCCGGGAAAAUGUACGUCCUUUCUAUCUCAGGAGAAUUAUUCUUAAACCACAGAUACAAGAGGGGAAUACAAUUUAUUAAGGAGUGACAAUGCAAUCUGUAGGUUAGAACGAUUGCAUGUGUGUGCAUAGAUUAUGAUCAUAUCUAUGUUAUUUGUGUAGCAAUAAAUAUAGUGUACCUGAAAAUUUCCAUAACACUUUUGUUAGAGUAAAAGGUUGUUACCCAAUAAGAAAUUGAAUCCUUGAGCUCUUUCAUAGGGAUGUGACUACUUAAUCAAUAGAUUGCACGAACAAGUUCUUAUAUUAUCAGUGACAAAGUGAGAAUGUAAAAUCUUAAAUUUUGAUCAAUGACAAAUCGUACUAGUAAAUGGACAAUUUUUUUGUACAAAUAUCAAUUUAUACUAAAUACGAUCAAACGACAACUCAUAUGAAGGCAGUGGCGGAUAGGGAUGGCAACCCUAACCGUAAAUCCGGGUACCUGCCCGAAAUCGCACCAGUCAAACUGGGGGAAACCGAGUUGACCGGGUGACGGGUCAGGGACGAGCAAACCCGAACAGUUGAUGGAGCGGUGAUGGAUUCAUCACUAUCGACCCCGUAACCGCCCGACAGCUAUCCGUCUCUUCCGAAUUCCAAUCACCAUUCCCAGCCUCCAUCGAAGAGGCAACCCAACUGCAGUUGCAGAACCCAGUUUGAACAUGAAGGAUGAGGAUUUUGUCUCCCACUCCUCCCUGUAGCGGGUAUGGGAGCGGUGAUGGCGGUGAUGGAAUCAGGAAUCUGACGGCGGCGGCGAUGGAAGAAGGGGAUCUGCGGAUCAGCAACCGCUACUCUGAUCCCUACGUCUUUCUGUCUUCUUCUAUCUUCUACCCAACAAUGGUUGGUGGUGUAGCCAAGAAUGGGAGCUUCGCAACGGUGGAGGAAUGGCAAAGUCCACGUGGGGUUUCGGGUAAACCCGUUAUCCGAGGUCGGCGGGUGGCAGUGGGAUUUUUGCCUCCGAGGGUGCGGGUGUGGGUGGUUUCUCCGACUCGGGGAAGUCUCGAGGGCGGGGAGCGGAUUCUGGGAAACCGUCCGCGAUCCACCCCGUUGCCAACCCUAGUGGCGGAUGCAGGGGGUUUAGCCUCUGUCAAUCACGUAAGGCUGGAAAACGGUGCACUCUGGUUCAAAUCGGAACAUAUAUACGAUAUACAGUCCAUAUCAAGAGGUUGGAGUAUAGUCAAUAGACCAUACCACAUACUAUACGGUCCAGACCAUACCAUCCCUGUGUUGUCUUGUCUGGUACAGUUUGAUCCAGAUAGACCACUGACACGCUACGACACAACACCAAACUGCGACCAAGUGUAAUCGCAGUCCAGAAAUGCAGUACAGUGGCAAGUUCUAAUUAUCAACCCGGGGUCUAGAUCUACUGCCUACUCCGUGUAUAUUUGUUAUCUAGCAAACUAAGUCGAUUGGUUGUGGUUUUAGCUAAAAGCAGUAAGAAAGCAAGAAUUGAUUCGGUUUUCUAAAGCGAAGGAAGAGUCACUCGGGAAUGAGUCCCCCUAGAUCCUUAGUUAGGUCUCAGUUGUAAUUACCCUGGGUUGAUUUACUGUUGAUUAAACUGCAGAAGAUCCGACAAUAGCUUGGAAUCUCUUAAACUGACCAAGCCCUCUCAGUCCAAUUACCCGGCAGACGACUAGUCUUCACCAGGAUAGAAAACUGAGGCUAAGAACACAGAACUCCACUACUGGAAUUGGGUUCCAGUACAAAGCAGUAGAUUGAUUAACUCUCGUAUAACCAAUCUACCACUACCGAAUGAUGAAGCUCUAACAACCUAAUCAGAUUCUAUCUAUCUCAGGUUGCAACAUAAAUCAAGAAAAGAUUAUCAGACUU
Linum trigynum is the source of this 3245-nucleotide messenger RNA. The record is from the annotation of a GenBank genome assembly. Lineage: Eukaryota; Viridiplantae; Streptophyta; Magnoliopsida; Malpighiales; Linaceae.